Messenger RNA from Cooperia oncophora, 285 nucleotides. NCBI's taxonomy places the organism in Eukaryota, Metazoa, Nematoda, Chromadorea, Rhabditida, Trichostrongylidae. The record is from the annotation of a GenBank genome assembly.
CUGUAUGGAAACGUUUGUUAUAAAUGUGGUGAAGCUUGUGGUGGCGAAGUGUUCCAAGCACUUCAAAAAAGCUGGUGUAUUAAAUGUUUUGCUUGUUCGUUAUGCGACAAAAAGAUGGAUCACAGGACAAAGUUCUACGAGUUCGACAUGAAGCCGACCUGUAAGCGAUGCUACGAUCGUUUCCCAACAGAGUUGAAAAAGCGAAUUUCGGACAGUUUGAAAGACAGAGAUAUAGAAAAUCAACGCCGACGUUCACAAAGUCCGUCAACAUUGCGACAAACGUGA